Molecule: messenger RNA, 1149 nt
Organism: Cryphonectria parasitica EP155
Lineage: Eukaryota; Fungi; Ascomycota; Sordariomycetes; Diaporthales; Cryphonectriaceae
Exons: 1
Coding region: 1-858 (285 amino acids)
Source: RefSeq, a predicted model, not a curated record
AUGCAGUACUCUUCAGCUAUCCUCAUCGCGGCCUUUGCUGUUACCAACGUCCUCGCACACGGUGUCAUCACUGAGGUGCAGGGUUCCAACGGUGUCAACCUGCCUGGUCUCUCCGUGGCUGAUGGCACUCCUCGUGACUGCCCCUCGCCUGGCUGCGGUGCUGAGGCCGACACCUCCAUCAUCCGCAGCGCCGAGCUCGGCACCACCAAGGCCACCGCCCUGGGCCGCACCAACGGAGGCGGUCCCGUUGAUGCCGAGACCAUGAUCUCCACCUUCAUGGACGGCGCCUCGGCCAACAGCUCCGCCGUCACCGCCGCCCGCGCCCUCCACGCCGAGAACAUGGCCCGUCGCGCCAACCUGCCUCGUGCUGCCAACGGUGGCACCAAGACCCCUUCGGGCACCAGCGAGACGGGCGUCAAGGCUGCCACCGGUGUGGCUGCCGAGUCUGGCCUGCCCACUACCCAGGAUGACGGCACUAUCGCCAUGACCUUCCACCAGGUCAACCAGGACGGCGCUGGUCCUCUGACCGCCCAGAUCGAUGCCACCUCUGGAGGCCAGGACGCCUCCGCCUUCCAGGACGCCCAGGUCAGCACCAACGUUCCGGGUCUCGGCAUUGGUGGCCUCUCUGCUGCUCAGACCACCGACUUCCCCGUCAACGUCCAGAUGCCCGCAGGCAUGACCUGCUCCGGCUCCGUCGGCGGCGCCAGCAACGUCUGUAUCGUCCGCAUGCAGAACAGCGCCCUGGCCGGUCCCUUUGGAGGCUCAGCUGCCUUCACCCAGAGCCCUGCUGCCAAGAAGCGCGCCAUCGAGUACAACCUGGCUAAGCGCCGCUUUGCCCGUGCCCUCAAGACGGAGUAAGAGCAGUCGACUCCACCACGGAUAAAGAUUGAAUUAGUAAAUAAGGGUGUCUGGGUCUUCCACACAACUUCGCUGCUGGUCUGGACUAGCAGAAGAAGAGGUUAUUACUGUUCUUGGUUGGUGUUUUGAUCAUGAUAAUGGUUGGCUAUUCAUUGGGUUCUCAGCGCAUUAUUAUACCACGCUCUUUUCUUUUUGUUUCAUAUACACGAAAAAAGACCCAUUACGACAUGGGCAUAGCUAUAUACGAGGAGGAACGGUUGUAAAUAAUAUGAGAUAGAUGGUUGUAAAUGA